Anguilla anguilla (European eel) is the source of this 4840-nucleotide messenger RNA. RefSeq names its product upstream binding protein 1 (gene ubp1). Lineage: Eukaryota; Metazoa; Chordata; Actinopteri; Anguilliformes; Anguillidae. The record is from RefSeq and is a predicted model, not a curated record. Gene Ontology annotation, cellular component: nucleus. The coding region runs from base 961 to 2577 and encodes 538 amino acids. Gene Ontology annotation, molecular function: RNA polymerase II cis-regulatory region sequence-specific DNA binding; DNA-binding transcription activator activity, RNA polymerase II-specific. The transcript is spliced from 16 exons. Gene Ontology annotation, biological process: regulation of transcription by RNA polymerase II.
AAGGUUUUGUGUCAGUACUACAGGAGGCCAUGUUUAUGUCGCAUUGGAAGCAGUGGAAAUUGCAUUGCAGGGGAAUAUUCUUAGUCUCUCUUUCCGUAUUAUUUCAAGCCAGUUCCUGGCUUUGGAACAUUUUUACUGAACGCGCGAUGAGAAAAGGAGAGAAAUUUAGGAAGAAACGCAGAGCACAGGGCACGUAGCCUUGUGGUUAGAACAGAAUGAAAGCAAACGGAUUUGGCUAGCAAGCAAGAAAUACUUGGCUGCGAGCGUCGCGUGCCGCGUGUGUGCUGUCUUCCCACUCAACAGGAAGUCUCCAGGUUGUGGACAGAAGUCGUUACGGUGGAUUGGACUGCAGGGUUACCUUGGGUGACAUUUAACUUUGCAUGGUUCCAAUAUGUUUUGCACGAUAGGCUCAAAAUGUGAUAUGUCAGCUGGCUUUACCAUUGUGAUUCUGAUAACUUGGUAGAUAACAAAAGUAAAAGCGUAAUAUUGGAAGACUUCAGAAUGCUCAUCCAUCAGUCGCUCUUUGUGUCACUAGCUAGCUAAAAGUUUGUUUGGUGACAAAAUCACUUGCAAGUGGUAACUAUUCAUUGUCAACAUACUUUUGCAAUAACUUAAAUUGUAUUAGUUGGUAGUUAAGCUUCACUUGUUUACCGAACGUUACAGUCGCUGCUACUUGCACUGAUUUGGUCUGAAUUAUUUUGUGCAAGAACGACAGCUUUGCAAGCCUCAGUUGAUCAUAAGUUAACCAAUAAUUCUAAAGCAAACUUAAAUUUCCUUUGGACUAAUAAACUGUGUUAUCAGCUAAAUUAACAUCGUAUGGACCCCUUUUGUGGAAAAAUAUUUAUUUUCCGGAUUUGUUCUGUUUUAGCCAGCCAAUAGUUACUAUAUCGAAAUCACCAACUGAAAGGAAAGCUGGCGACCUUACGCUUAGACCAGGAGGAGAAAGGAGAGUUGGGAGCGAUGGCAUGGGUGUUGAAGAUGGAUGAUGCUUCGAUCGAAUCUGGACUUAUACACGACUUCGAUGCCAGCCUAUCUGGAAUUGGGCAGGAACUUGGAGCUGGCGCUUACAGUAUGAGUGAUGUCCUGGCACUGCCCAUAUUCAAACAGGAAGACUCCAGCCUCCCCCCGGAUUCUGAGACCAAAAACCCUCCAUUCCAGUACGUGCUGUGUGCCUCCACAUCUCCGGCUGUGAAACUGCAUGAUGAGACCCUCACCUACCUUAACCAAGGGCAGUCCUACGAAAUCCGUAUGCUGGAUAACCGGAAGAUGGGGGAGCUGCCAGAACUCACCAAUCAGAAUGUGAAGAGCAUCGUGCGCGUGGUGUUCCACGACCGCCGGCUGCAGUACAUGGAGCACCAGCAGCUGGAGGGGUGGAGGUGGAAUCGCCCCGGCGACAGGCUGCUGGACAUUGAUAUUCCCUUGUCCGCGGGCAUCAUCGACCCGAGGACCAACCCCUCCCAGCUCAACGCUGCGGAAUUCCUGUGGGAUCUCUCCAAGCGAGCGUCCGUCUUUGUGCAGGUGCACUGCAUCAGCACCGAGUUCACGCCACGCAAGCACGGCGGGGAGAAGGGCGUGCCCUUCCGCAUCCAGAUCGACACCUUCGGACAGAACGAGAGCGGCGAAUACACUGAUCACCUGCACUCCGCCAGCUGCCAGAUCAAAGUGUUUAAGCCAAAAGGGGCCGACAGGAAGCAAAAGACCGAUCGGGAGAAGAUGGAGAAGCGGACGGCACAGGAGAAGGAGAAGUACCAGGCCUCGUACGAAACCACUAUCCUGUCUGAGAUGAGGCUUGACCCCAUAGUAGAAGAAGCAGUUGAACAUGAGCAGAAAAAGUCCAGCAAGCGGACUUUGCCCACAGACUGCGGCGAUUCUCUGGCCAAGAGAGGCAGUUGUUCGCCCUGGCCUGAAACCGCCUAUGUGAACAGCAGCCCAGCAGCUACACCAGCAUUUACCAACACCUACGUUGUCCCAGUCCCCGACAGCGAUUCCUCCUCCCCCAGCCAGCAGGGAGACGUGACUGGCCAGGUCGCUGUGGAGCACCUGGCCCCGUCGGCCUCCUUGCAGGAAGUCCAGCAGUGGCUGCACAGGAACAGGUUCUCCUCCUACAGCAGGCUGUUCGCACAUUUCUCAGGUUCUGAUCUACUGAAACUGACCCGUGAGGACCUGGUUCAGAUCUGUGGACCGGCUGACGGGAUACGACUGUUCAAUGCACUUAAGUCCAGGUCUGUGAGACCUCGUCUGACUGUUUAUGUGUGCCAAGAGGCACCCCAAGCAAAGGGCACCACCCUGCUGGAGGCUCACUGCAGCGGUGAGAAUGGGGACUUCAACAGCAGUACCAUAUUUGUGUAUCAUGCCCUGUACCUGGAGGAGAUGACUGCUUCUGAACUCACCCGGAAGAUCGCCUCAGUUUUCAGCCUCCCCCUGUCCCAGAUCAGCCAGGUGUAUCGACAGGGCCCCACUGGCAUUCACAUCGUCCUCAGUGACCAGAUGGUUUACAACCUCCAGGAUGAGAGCUGUUUUGUAGUGAGUACAGUAAAAGCCGACACAGGAGAUGGAUACCACGUGAUCUUAAAGUGACAUCAAGAGUGAAAGAGCUUGUCUCAGAAGCUUGUCACUGCUGAAGAAAAGACUGCUGUCUCUCCCAAAGUGUACCGCUCUAUAUGAGGAGGAAGGAAGCAGUGAGCCAAGCCAAGUUAAUGUUAGAAUCUGACUUCAGUGGACACAUUGUUUCAUAUUGAAAACACUAUUGGAGAAGACUGUAGGGGUAUGAUGUUGGCUUGUUUAUUUGGGGUGGGGGGUGGGGGGGUUACGGUGUGGGAUUGAUAGGCAGAAGUGUGUGUGUGCAUGUAUGCAUGAGCAAAGGAACAAAGUCUGUGAUUGGAUGGCUGCCUUGACCAAUCAGAGCUCAGCAUCCUGGCCAUUUCUUUUGGCCACAGUGGCUUCGCAACAUGGCUGCAGAUGGCAUCAUAUCUGUUAUGCAAAGCUGACUUUUAUGGCCAGUAUUGGAGGCAUGCUGUAAUACUGUGGCUUAGCUAACUGGCAGGUGGAGAUAAAUUUGGCAAAGCUGUGCUGUGACACAUGCUGUCAGGAGCAUGGGAGCAAAGGGGCAAACCCUUAGCUGUGUACAUUACAUCCUGUGUGUUUAGGCUCCCACCUUAGGAAAAAUGUCUAGACAACCAAGCUUCAUUUUAAAGGCUCUGAAGAAUAGCUUGCACUAGACUCAAAUGGACAUGCAGUCGCGCACCACAAGCUUGCACAUGGAUAUCGAUUCCAGUGGGGUAAGUGAGUGACAGAAAGUUGUCAUAAGACAUGUUGUAACUGUGUCCCCAGCUCGUGGGGAGGGUGAGGUAGAGUCCUACAGUGGGCGGCCCAUUUCUGUGACCUUGGAGCUCUUUCUAAUGGAUGGAAUGAGCAGCCCAGGAUGGGACAUCACCAUUCCCAUUACUUUUGAAAGAGGGAUAUUUGUUGGUACUCAGACACGCCAUAUGGACCAGGCUGUGUCUGAAUUAUUGUAGACAUAACCUGUCAUGGAUUGACUUUUUUCAUUUUUGUUUUUUUUCUAUUCUUUUGGAGAAGACUGUGCCAUAUGCAAUGCUAUUUGCUACCAACCGGUAUACAGCACACCCAUAUCAACAGAUUUGCUUGCCUGGUAUGCCCUUCACCAAGUUAUAGGUUGGCUGGGCAUACCCCAUACCUAUAGAACAUUGCGAGUUUGGUACUUUUCAAAGUUUCCUAGGGAGAUGCCUGCACACUGUAGGUAGGCAAUGGGUGGAUUCAUCAUUCAUUCUGCUUGCAGGUCAAGUAAGUCAUCCAUGUCACUAGGAGUGCUGUGGGUUAUUUACUAGCACUCUGUACUCAAUACAUCUUGUAGAUCUUUCCCUUCACCUUGUGCCAUAAAUCAUUAAGUGUAUCAAGCACUGGUAAGUUUAGCAUAUUGAGGUUUGUGUAGUAGAGCAAUUGGACCAAACAAGUUUAGAAUGAUUUUAUUUUUGAGCGUUAGCAGUGCAUACUGUUCGUCUUUUGAUGCCAAUGUGUGUGGGCCAUUUAGCUUCAGUUUAAGUGAUCAUACAUCUAGCAUACAGGGUUUUAAGUCCUCUUUCACCCGCUGAUUCACAGACCACAUUCAGGGGCAUGUAUACGUGGCCUGCUUUUUAAAUUUUUUUAUUUUAUUUUUUUAACCAGAUUCUGUCAUUCUGUUUCUGUCAUCAAUUAUCUUUCCUUUCAUUUUUUCUUGUUAGUCUGCAUGUUCAUUUUACUGCUUCCCCUUCCUGUUUUUAAUGUUACUUUGUGUAUGUCUUGGGUCCUUUAAAGGAUGAAGCAGUGCAAUUGUGGCCCUCAUUUUAUUUAUUUUUGCUCAAGCAGUCUGUUGCUCGACAAGUUUAGCCUUUGCAAAGACUGAUUUUAUAUUUGAGCAUUUUUGGUGUGAACCUUGGUUUUACAAUUUUUUCAUAAAGCACUGGGUCAUUAACUCUGUUUUCCAGUUAAUUACUAAUUAUAUGCUGAAAGUAUACACUCAAAUCAAAUUUAAAAUAGGUCAUAACAUGUCAUUCAGACAGUACUCUUCACUGUCUUAAUUGCCUGGGGGACGCACGGCAUGGGUAUGUCCACCGUUAAGUUGAGCUCUUGAGUUUGACUGAGCUUUCUCCAGAUGCUCCUGACAGAUGCAGUAUAAUGGCAAAUGAAUUAAUUUGUGCUUUACAAUUACAGCCUCUGCUGCUUGGAGGGUGGUCUUGCUUUUUAACAUUGCUGCUCAGUGAAGUUGGCAGUCAUUGCUUCUUGUGUGCAGCUUGGAUGCUGGAAUGACGUACACACUUCAAAUAAACCCAAAUCAUUUUCAAAA